AGGAGAAAAGGUCACGUCGAGGAUGGAGAGCCGCUGGGUGCCGCCGUUGUUUCACCGUGGCCAUGGAGAGGAACGUGAAUGGAAAAGGAAACAGGGAAGCUGCUACUUGGGAUUUGAGGAAAACGGCUUUGUUCUGCCUCGCCUCUAGGUUCUGCAAGUUCCCAGAGUCCUCAGCCACCGGGAACCAGCACUGGAGCUGCCUAGAAUCACUACUGCUGCUGCCAUGGGAGCUGGUAUUGGAACCACUGAUGGAGCUGCUGUUUUUAGUGAUUUUUGCGAGUUGUGACAUCGAGGAAAGAGUGGCAAGUGAAACAAAUGAUGCAUGGUGCAUUUCUACCCUAAAUAGACUUAAAGAAGCUUCGCCAUUGAGCUUGAAGGUUUCCCUGAGAUCAAUACGAAAGGGUAGAUUUUAAACUCUUGACCAGUGCUUGUUGCGUGAGUACCAUACGACUUUACAAGCAAAAUCUAAGCAGAUUUCUGGUGACUUUUGUGAG
Arachis ipaensis is the source of this 494-nucleotide messenger RNA. RefSeq lists its product as uncharacterized. The record is from RefSeq and is a predicted model, not a curated record. Lineage: Eukaryota; Viridiplantae; Streptophyta; Magnoliopsida; Fabales; Fabaceae.